CCAAAACACACAAUUUUCAACACAAAGAUUUCAUUACAACUUUAUCAAUACAUCAAUGGCAUCAUCAAUUCUCCUUCAUUCCCCAUUCCUUCCAUCUCAACCACACCUCUCCAACCGAAAAACCCGACAUCCUAAAUCUCAAACAAAAUUCACAGUUCUUGCAACAAAAAAUGACGCCAGUGGUCAUUUGGUGGAUCAAAACAUGAUCAUCCUGAGAAAGAGAAUUCACGAGACAAAGAUGGUGGAGAACAACAAUGAGCUACCUUCUAACUGGAUGGAGUGGGAGAAAAGGUAUUACAAAAACUACGAUGCGUAUGUUUAUGAAGUGGUGGGAGUAAUACAAUCGGGAUUAAUGAAUACUAGACCUAGUUUGGCUAUUGCCUUGAUGGCUCUAAUCACAUUAAGUUUUCCGGUGUCAACUUUUGUGCUUGUUUCUAAUGCUAUGGAGAUUACUAAGGAGGUCUUGAGUGGAAUAUUGCAUUAAACAAAUUUUAAGGAGUAAUGCAUGAAAUGUUCUAGAUAUACUAUUAUAUCAGUGUGGGAUAGGUUUUUAUUUGUUAUAAAAACAAAAUUGUUGAUA
This is a messenger RNA of Lactuca sativa (garden lettuce), 580 nucleotides long. RefSeq lists its product as uncharacterized. NCBI's taxonomy places the organism in Eukaryota, Viridiplantae, Streptophyta, Magnoliopsida, Asterales, Asteraceae. The record is from RefSeq and is a predicted model, not a curated record.